This is a messenger RNA of Pestalotiopsis fici W106-1, 936 nucleotides long. RefSeq names its product NADH-cytochrome b5 reductase 1. The record is from RefSeq and is a predicted model, not a curated record. Bases 1 to 936 code for a protein of 311 amino acids. The transcript is spliced from 4 exons. Gene Ontology annotation, cellular component: endoplasmic reticulum. Gene Ontology annotation, molecular function: oxidoreductase activity. NCBI's taxonomy places the organism in Eukaryota, Fungi, Ascomycota, Sordariomycetes, Amphisphaeriales, Sporocadaceae.
AUGAGCGCCGCCUCGUCCCUGACUUCGAGUCAGAACCUCAACGGGAUCAUCAUCCCGUCUGGUCUGCUCAUUUUUGGCACCCUGAUUGUCAAGAAGGAAUGGGCUCCAUAUGCAGUGCUUCUGGCUCUCGCCUUGGGUAGCUUCAAGUACUUCAACAACUUGCCCAAGAUUUUCCUCAAGCCCGAUACCUUCCAAGACCUCGAGCUCAAGGAGAAGACCAUUCUCUCCCACAACACCGCCAUCUACCGCUUCAACCUCCCAUCGCCGACCACCAUCCUUGGCCUGCCCAUUGGCCAGCACAUCUCGAUUGGCGCUGCUUGCCCUCAACCCGAUGGCUCCACCAAGGAGAUUGUUCGAUCCUACACUCCCAUUUCUGGUGACCACCAGCCUGGCUACAUUGAUCUCCUGAUCAAGUCGUACCCGACCGGUAACAUCUCGAAGCACCUCGCCUCCCUUGCCGUUGGUCAGAACAUCAAGGUCAAGGGCCCCAAGGGUGCUUUCGUCUACACCCCCAACAUGGUGCGCCACUUUGGUAUGGUUGCCGGUGGUACCGGAAUCACUCCUAUGCUCCAGGUUGUCAGAGCUGUCAUCCGCGGAAGAGCUACUGGUGACAAGACCCAGAUUGAUCUCAUCUUUGCCAACGUCUCCCCUCAGGACAUUCUGCUCAAGGAGGACCUCGAUGCUCUCGCCAAGGAGGACAGCGGUUUCCGCGUUCACUAUGUUCUUGACAAGCCUCCGGAGGGCUGGACUGGCGGUGUUGGCUACGUCACUGCUGACAUGAUCACCAAAUGGCUGCCCAAGCCCGCUGACGAUGUCAAGAUUCUGGUGUGCGGACCUCCGCCCAUGGUCAGUGGCCUGAAGAAGGCUACCGAGAGCCUCGGCUUCAAGAAGGCCCGUCCUGUCAGCAAGCUGGAGGACCAGGUCUUUGCUUUCUAA